Messenger RNA from Aureobasidium subglaciale EXF-2481, 447 nucleotides. RefSeq lists its product as uncharacterized. Lineage: Eukaryota; Fungi; Ascomycota; Dothideomycetes; Dothideales; Saccotheciaceae. The coding region runs from base 1 to 447 and encodes 148 amino acids. The record is from RefSeq and is a predicted model, not a curated record. The transcript is spliced from 3 exons.
AUGCAGUUCACCAUCGCCGCCAUCGCUGCCUUUGCCGCCUCUGCCUCUGCCAUGGCUCUUAACACCACUGCCCCUGCUGCCCCCGUCUACGUCACUGAGGUCGUUACCCACUUGACCACUUACUGCCCUGCCGCUACCGUUGUCACUGCUGGUUCCCACACCAUCACUGUCACCGCUGCCACCACUCUUACCAUUGAGGACUGCUCCUGCACUUUGACCCGCACAAGCACCCCUGCUGUCCCCACUGCUCCCGUUGCCACCGCUCCUGCUGUCACUGCCCCUUACAACAACGGCACUGUCGCCACCUCCACCAUCUCCGGCCACGCUUCCGGCACUGGUGUUGCCAGCGGCAAGCCCUCCGCCUUUACCGGAGCUGCCGUCUCCAACAACAUGAUGUCCGGUGCCGCCGCCGCUGCUGCCGCUCUUGGUUUCGCUGUCCUCCUCUAA